This is a messenger RNA of Oryza brachyantha (malo sina), 1680 nucleotides long. Its product is annotated as peptide chain release factor APG3, chloroplastic. Gene Ontology annotation, molecular function: translation release factor activity, codon specific. The transcript is spliced from 15 exons. Gene Ontology annotation, biological process: thylakoid membrane organization; chloroplast organization; translational termination. Bases 15 to 1271 code for a protein of 418 amino acids. NCBI's taxonomy places the organism in Eukaryota, Viridiplantae, Streptophyta, Magnoliopsida, Poales, Poaceae. Gene Ontology annotation, cellular component: chloroplast. The record is from RefSeq and is a predicted model, not a curated record.
GCCACCUCUCAAAAAUGCUCCCUUCCACGGAGGCCUUCCUCGCCGGCUUCCGGCCUCCUCCGCCUCGUCCUCGGGUCGUCUCCGCCGCCCGGAGCCUCCCCACCAACCCUUUCUUCUCCGGAAGCAGCAGGCGCCGCAGGAGGCCUUCCUCUUCGGUUGUCUGUAUGGCGGAGCCCUAUCUCAUAGCGAAGUUGGAUUCUGCAGAGAAGGCGUGGAAAGAAAUGUCGGUUAGAUUGGCCGAUCCUGAUAUAGUCUCGGAUCCCAGCGAGUACCAAAAACUUGCACAAUCAGUUGCUGAACUAGACCAGGUUGUGACUACAUACAGGCAGUUUAAGGAUUGUGAGAAGCAAAUUGAAGAAACAAAAGCAUUGAAAAAAGAGAACGAAGAUGACCCAGAUAUGGCAGAAAUGAUCGAUUCAGAGCUAGAGUCUCUAUCUAACCAGCUUGAAGAGCUCGAGGAAAAAUUGAAGUUACUACUGCUUCCUAGCGACCCUCUAGAUGCACGCAACAUCUUACUUGAAGUAAGAGCAGGUGCUGGUGGUGAUGAAGCUGGAAUUUGGGCUGGUGACCUUGUGCGUAUGUAUCAAAAGUACAGUGAGCGCAACUCCUGGAAGUUCAAACCAGUUUCUAGUUCAGAAGCAGAAAAGGGUGGAUACAAAACAUAUGUGAUGGAGGUGAAGGGCAAACAGGUAUACAGUAAACUGAAGUUUGAGUCAGGUGUACACCGUGUUCAGCGUGUGCCCCAGACAGAGACCAUGGGCCGUGUUCACACAUCAACAGCAACUGUAGCUAUUAUGCCGGAGGCUGAUGAAGUUGAUGUAGUUAUAGAUCCGAAAGAUAUUGAACUAAAAACUGCAAGAUCUGGUGGAGCUGGAGGGCAGAAUGUUAACAAGGUGGAAACUGCUGUUGAUCUUAUUCACAAACCCACGGGAAUACGGAUAUUCUGUACAGAAGAAAGGUCACAACUCCAAAAUAGAGAACGCGCGUUUCAAUUGUUGAGAGCAAAACUUUACGAGAUAAAAUUACGGGAGCAGCAGGAAUCUAUAAGAAAUCAGAGGAAGCUGCAGGUUGGAACUGGAGCUCGUUCUGAGAAGAUAAGGACGUACAAUUAUAAGGACAAUAGAGUGACAGAUCACCGGUUGAAGAUGAACUUUGAACUGACUAGUUUCCUAAUGGGAGAUAUCGAGUCGGCUGUGCAGUCCUGCGCUUCAAUGGAGCAGAAGGAACUCCUGGAGGAGAUGGCCACAUCUGUGGGUGCAGCGAAGGUAUGAUCAGCGUGAUUGAUCAUUUCGCAUUCCGUCCACCUGAGUACCAGACCAUCAAAUAGAACUCAUCCAAUGCACACUGUUCAAAGGGUGGUGAUCGAUGAACAAAUAUACAUGAAGUGAAUCUGAAGAUACGAGUAAUGUCAGAAACCACACUGAUGCGUUUGAGUUCCCCUGACAGUUACAAAUUUUGAGUAGUUCGAUAUACGCAGUGUGUACAUCUUAACAGUUGCAUAGCUACAAUAUUCAUUAUGCCCAAUUCAACAUGUUAAUAGAUGAGAAUGAAAUGCGGUGAUUUGUCAAUGUGUUUAAUUGAAAUGAGUUUCUUAAAAUGAUGGUGUAGCAUUAUCUUGCUGGUGCCUGCUAAAACCAAGUCACCUACAAACUUCACCGUGGAACAUAAUGGAAAUGGUUU